Messenger RNA from Cannabis sativa, 2305 nucleotides. Its product is annotated as cytochrome P450 714A1. The transcript is spliced from 5 exons. The record is from RefSeq and is a predicted model, not a curated record. Gene Ontology annotation, molecular function: monooxygenase activity; iron ion binding; oxidoreductase activity, acting on paired donors, with incorporation or reduction of molecular oxygen. Lineage: Eukaryota; Viridiplantae; Streptophyta; Magnoliopsida; Rosales; Cannabaceae. The coding region runs from base 545 to 2176 and encodes 543 amino acids.
AGAAUAAUAUAUGUCAUACAAGCUAUAUUGCUAGUAAAAGUAUUUUUGGUUUAAUAUAGAAAAAUUCUAGCUUAAUUAUGCGUGCGUAUAAUAUACAAAAAUUAUACCAAGUGUACAAAAUCACAUACAUAGAUACCAUUAUUAAUUUACUCUAGAUCUUAUUAUGUGUUAAUUAAAUAUAAUUAAACAUAUACACAUAUCAGCACAUAUGUCAUGCGACCCAUUCUUUAAAAUUUAUUUUGUAUUAAUACAUAAAUAUAGAUAGAUAUGUACAUUAUUAUGUACUUGUACACAACCUUAUAUAUCCGUUCACACACUAAUAGAGAAUCUUUGCCAUGGGUCCUAGCUAGCUUGCUCUCCUGCCUAGUGUAUCACUCACAUACACCACUCUCUCUUUCUCUAUAUAUGUCCAUGUGUCAUGUAUAUAAUAUAUACAUUCAUAUCAUAUACAGAGAUUUCUCAAUAAAUAGUUGGGGCUUUUUGUUUUGAUUUUCUAUAAAUAUAUAGAGGGGGUUUGAAGGUUGAGAGAGAGAAAGAGAGAGAGAUGGAGGUAAUUGUGUUGAGAGUGUUGUAUUCUAUAUGUGGAAUAGGGGUAUUGGGGUUCUUAGUUCAUAUCUAUAAUAGUGUUUGGUUCAAAUCUGAAAGAGUCCGAAGGAAACUCCGAAUGCAAGGUAUUAAAGGUCCAACGCCGUCGUUUUUAUAUGGAAAUCUUCCUGAGAUGCAGAAAAUCCAGCUUCAAACCUUGAAAGCUCCUCUUAAUCAUCAUGAUUGUUGCUCUGAGUCCUUCGUAGAACACGAUUACACCUCCACUCUCUUCCCAUACUUGGAACAGUGGAGAAAAGAAUACGGUUUAUUAUAUACAUAUUCAACUGGGAUGAGGCAACACUUGUAUAUCAACCAGCCAGAGCUAGUGAAGGAAAUGAAUCAAAGUCUUACAUUGGAAUUGGGUAAGCCUACUUACGUAACCAAGAGGCUUGCGCCCAUGCUUGGCAACGGCAUUUUGAGAUCCAAUGGCCAUUUAUGGGCACAACAAAGGAAGAUUGUUGCACCCGAGUUUUUCAUGGACAAAGUCAAGGAAAUGGUGGGUCUAAUGCUGGAGUCAGCUGAGCCAAUGCUCAAAAAAUGGGAAGAGUGUAUUGAAUCACAAGGUGGAUCGACGGCUGAGAUUAAAGUAGAUGAGGAUUUGAGAGGCGUCUCCGCUGACGUUAUCUCUAGAGUCUGUUUUGGAAGCUCUUACGCCAAAGGCCGUGAGGUUUUUUCUAAGCUUAGAAGCCUUCAGAAAACCAUUUCUCACCAAGGCUUUCUCUUUGGAGUUACUAAUUUUGGGAAUAUUUUUGGAGGGAAAAAACAAAACGAGAUCAGGUGCUUGGAGAGAGAGAUAGAGUCGUUGAUAUGGAAGGCCAUAGAAGAUAGAGACCAAGAACAAGUGGAAGAAGAAGUGAAUGUGAUUAAUAAUAAUAUUGUUUCGGGGGAGAAAAAGGACUUAUUGCAGCUGAUACUAGAGGCGGCCAGUGGCGACCAAAGUCUGGACAAGGAUUCGUGUAAACGCUUCAUUGUAGAUAAUUGCAAGAGUAUCUACUUCGCCGGUCAUGAGUCCACCGCCGUUGCCACCUCCUGGUGUUUGAUGCUGCUCGCUUCGCAUCCCGACUGGCAAGCUCGGAUUCGAGAUGAGUUGGCUCAAGUUUGCCCUAAUGGCCUUCCUGAUGCUACUUCUCUUCCCCAAUUAAAAAUGGUGACAAUGGUGAUUCAAGAAGUGUUACGCCUAUAUCCACCAGCAGCUUUCGUAUCAAGGGAGGCACUAGAAGAAACCAAAGUGGGAAACAUUACUGUCCCAAAAGGGGUAUGCCUAUGGACACUGAUCCCUACUCUGCACCGAGACUCUGAUGUUUGGGGGCCCGAUGCCAACGAGUUCAAGCCGGAGAGGUUUGCCGAGGGCGUGGCCCAAGCUUGCAGGCUGUCCCCGCAAGCCUAUAUUCCCUUUGGGUUGGGUCCUCGGCUGUGUUUAGGCAAAAACUUCGCAAUGGUGGAGUUAAAGGUCAUUUUGUCCCUUAUUAUAUCAAGGUUUUCUUUCUCUUUAUCUCCUAAGUACUGUCAUUCUCCCGCUUAUAGAAUGAUCGUAGAGCCCGGGAAUGGAGUACAAAUUUUUAUCAAAAGAACAUCUCAUCAUCAUCAAUGAUUCACAAUAUAAUUUAUUACUCUUAUAUAGCUUCCAUGCAUAUAUAUAUAUGUAUAAUGUAAUAUUGUAUAAUUACAUGUGGUUUUGUUUGUGAUAAAUAAAAUGUGAUUCUAGGUGUGGGGUGAUCAA